GAUGGCAACACUCAACUUUUGUAAUGUCACCAAUGUCACACGUCAUGUCAUCGAAUUAUGUCGCGUCAAACUUUUGAAACUGCUUAAAAUUCAAUUCAAAGAAUAAAACCAUUCCGAAGAAGUACGUUAUAAUUCCAUAUGACUAAUACUAUUGUUACAAUUUUAAAACAAUAGUAAAAUAAUUGUUGAUCUUCCACGGUUCACUACCCCAAGUGUAAUUGAUACUGCUCGACACAGUUUUCGCAAAAAUGGCUGUAAAAGGGGACAGUAUUCCUGGUAAAAAGAGUGUACUCGUGGCGUACGUGCUCUGGCUAUUUGGUGGUAUAUUCGGGGUGCACCAUUUCUAUUUACGACGGGACCGACAUGCGUUCGUGUGGUGGUCUACGUUGGGAGGGUUCGGAGUGGGCUGGCUGGGCGAGAUCUUCAGGAUCCCUCGCUAUGUGCGGGACGCGAACGAAGACCCGAAGUACAUGGAAGAGCUGGUCGGCAGAAUGAUCAGGAACAAGAAGCCACCAUUCUCCAUGAAUCGCUUCACGGGAAUGCUGAUGGUGGGCUACUCCUGGGGUCAGGUCAUGAUGCAUGCCGUGCCACCAGAUGAGUUCUAUGGCAUCAACCUCAGAUACCUCAACAUUCUCAUUCCUCUGGCUGCUAGUAUAGGUGUGUGGACGGUGGGUAACAUUGGUCGCGAACGUGGCACGCUCAAGUGGCCCCUGUUGGCGGCAUACGCGGCGUAUCCGCUGCGUUACUACGUGUACGAUGAGACGGUGUGGUUCACGCUCAUGGUGCUCGCUGCGUGUCUCGCGUUCGACUCCUUCUCGAAGGAGUGGCGCAGGACGCCGGUUAGGAGGCACUGGGUGAAACGAAUCGCCAUCUUGGGGCUGUCUGCGACCCUGUUCCUAUCCCUGUGGGCCAGCUACCUGUACUUCCACGGCACGAUCACGGACAGCGAAGGCGACGAGGUGCCCAUAUACGAGGCGAUACACCACUUCUUCACUAGCCCUUGGUGGCUAGACGUGAAGCAGUGCCUCUACGAGACGUAUCAGUACGCGCAGCACCACGGCUGGUACGAGGUGUGGAAGCAGAUCAUAGACCUGUCCGACCCACAUGGCGAACAGAACGCCUACAAGGUCCUUGGGUUGGGCCCGGACGCAAGCCAGCAAGAGAUCACGUCGACGUGGAGACGCCUGUCCCGAGAGCACCAUCCUGACAAAGUGAAGGAGCAGGCGUUGAGGCGGGCCGCACAGGAACGCUUCAUGGAGAUUCAGCAAGCAUACGAGAUCUUGUCCAACAGCAAGCACCGUCGCCACAGGAGAAACAAGAAGGACAAUUCUGAGUAAGGAGGUAGCGCUUUAACCCUUUCAAUGCCAUACGUCAUACGCGGUAAUCAUACUUAUACAAAUUCGCAGUCGCUCCGUUGUAUGAGCGUGGCGCCGAUGUCCUAAUCGCACGCCGGAGCGACGUGCGAAUUCGGAUCUAAUGUGAAGAGUUGAAGACCGCCACACAAAAAUCAUACGCCAAGAUCACGGACGCUAACUACUUAGAAAAAGCGAACGGACGUACGAGAUUAUGCGUGCUUGGCCUCCGAGGGGUUAAAAGAUCCAAUCGGAGUUUCAAUUGCAAUAAAGACUUAACAAACCAAUAGUAAUCCCAAAAUAUGACAUAUAAAGUGUUGGGUUAAGUUGCAGUCAAAAUGAAACAUUCCACAUUUUUAGGGUUCCAAGUACCUUGUUCACCGGACACUAUUGCCUUAAACUCCGAUUUGGUCGAUCCUACGAAAAUGUCACCGACUUGAAGGUUUUUUUUUUCUAUUUUACGUAGACAGUUGGAAAAACAAUCAGGUAAGCAGGUUGCUCGCUAUGACGCUUGAAGAAUUUUAAACAUAUGAAAUGAAAAACUGUUGGUUAAUCAUCAGUUAAUAUUUUGGCCGUUUUUGAAUAAUAAUGCAUUUGACAGGUUUAAAGUAUAUUUAAAUGACAAAUUGCCGCUCUCAACGGCUAUGAAUUUGGAAACCAUUUUGUAGUAGAUAUGAUAAUAUAGCGGUACGUAGGAACCUAAUGUUAUUUAUACUUCAAUGAAUUCUAGCGCUUCCAAAUAUUUUACAAUUCUUCGAAAUUUUUGCUCAAUGCUUUUUUAAAUAGCACGAAUCUUUACGGUUAGUGAUUUUAUUGCAUUUUGUUAUUUUAAUCUUUAUACAUAAUUAUACAAACGUAAAUCAUUACUAAGCAAUUUUAGAUAGUAUUUUAAGUAUUAUUUUGUAAGUAUUUCUACCGAUCUGGUUGUCUAAUCAAGUAACCACUAUUUACUUAAAGGUUGUAUAAUGAUAUUUAGUAUUAAUUUCUCAGUUUUGUGGAACCUAUUUAUUAAAGAUUUUUUAUAUAAUUUAUUAGGAAUAUAAGUUUAAAUAUAAUUUUACCUUAAACCCGGGUAAUUUUAGCCUACAUAUGGCCACUUGCAUUAUUCAGUAACCCGGGGUUAACCGGUUAAACCUGGAGUUACCAUGGUUUACUAGAACAAUUUGUAACUGGGUUAACGGUUUGACCUUUUAACCCCGGGCUAGUGGGAUGGUGCAAGUGGGCCUUACGGUUCUACCUGAUAGGACUUAUUAAGUUCGACGAAAUUUAAAUCAUUUUCGAUCGGAACAGAGUUGCCCAUGUUUAGUUCCGUUCAAUUUUCAAACAAAUCAAAAUCAACUCCAUUUCUUCCACCGUAGAUUCAAAUCUCAGUGACAAGUCUUGUAUUUUUUUUUCCUUAUAUGACUGGAUCUUGGGAGGUUGGUCCUAUCAUAAAUUAGUCCAGUCAAACAACCCUUUGAAAUAAAAUAGAAAUUAUAGUUCAGUACAUCAUGGUGUUUUCAAAAACCUAAAUCGGUAAAUAAAAUUAAUGUGUUGUUGGCAAUUAUAAUACCCUGUGGGGCUACAGUAAUCUACGAAACUACGGUGAUAAAAUUACAUUAUUGUAAGGUAAGAAAAAAAUUUAAAAUUUAAAAUGCUUUACUUAAAUGAGCCGCUUCUGAUAGUAAUAGUUUUGUAUCGCGAAACAUUGCUUAGAGAAAUAACGUAUUUAUAAUAUGUAUAAAAUGGCUAAUUAAACACUAUUGCCGUAUGUACAGUGUUGUGAAUUAUGCUCAUUUUGAGGCUUAAAGACUUCGAACCCUUAAGAAUCUCGAGGCUUAACGCCUCAAAGGCGGCAAAGGAGCAUUCCAUGAAAUUGUCUACCAUUUGUCCCGUACAAACGCGAUUUUCUGAAGAUUUGCAGGUACAAGGGUUUCCUUUUCUAUGACAAAUGGUCAAAAUUAUGCACAGAAAAAUAAUUGGCUACUUUAAAUGCCGAAAAAAAAGUCGCAACAUAGGAAAUAAAAUCCGUUUGUACGGGACAGCCCGUGGAAUGCUCCCAAAGACGAUAUCUUACAUCCAUCGAUAAAUUGUAUUGUAUUUAUUUAUCCAUCGAUAAAUAAAUACAAUUCUCAAAUAUAGUCGAGUCUUCAAGACUUACCAGUCUUGAGGGCUCGAGUCUUUAAGGCUAAAAAUAAGCUACGUAUGUAUGUAGUACAGUAAUAUUUUAGCUCGCACUCGAUCAGAGC
This is a messenger RNA of Cydia fagiglandana, 3580 nucleotides long. RefSeq names its product dnaJ homolog subfamily C member 22 (gene wus). The record is from RefSeq and is a predicted model, not a curated record. The transcript has 7 exons. The coding region runs from base 249 to 1337 and encodes 362 amino acids. Gene Ontology annotation, cellular component: membrane. Lineage: Eukaryota; Metazoa; Arthropoda; Insecta; Lepidoptera; Tortricidae.